Molecule: messenger RNA, 6181 nt
Organism: Solanum lycopersicum (tomato)
Lineage: Eukaryota; Viridiplantae; Streptophyta; Magnoliopsida; Solanales; Solanaceae
Source: RefSeq, a predicted model, not a curated record
ACGCUUUCGUAUUUGGGAAUUUGCAUAUUCUCUCUCCCUCGCUCUCUUAUAAAGCUUCGUCGCCGCCGUCGUGUCUGGUUGCUUCGAUUCGCCGGUAAGUAUUCCGAUCUUAGCUACAACGUGCCGGGAAGAGCGUAAAUUUAUCCUAAAGUCUUCAAUUCUUAGGGGUUUCGCUUCUUCGCUGUCUGUAUCUGUUGUGUAUUAGAGUUUUUCAAUCUAUUCGAGAAAAAGGAAAAAAAAAAUUAGGGAAAAAAGUUUCCAUUGAUUUUUAUAUCUUUUGAUUAGUUUUUACCAGAUCUGCUUUUGAGUUUUCAAAUAACUCGAUUUUUCAUCGAGCUAGGGUUUGUUGGGUUUGCUGAUUUUAUUGUGAAAUUAGGGUUAGGGUUUAUAGGUGAAUUUAGGGUUUCAUUUGAUACGGACGUUUACAUGGCUGCUGGAAGACAUGGUGGUUACAGGGAUAAUGAAUUUAGGGGGCGUGAGGCUGAGUUUGAGGUUUCACGGAGGGAGCUUGGUUACUCCAAGGGCGAUUACGAAAGAAUUAGGUCUGAGGAUCGGGAUUUUGAUAGGGAUAGAGGUCAUGACAGGGGUGGUCGAGAUAGGGGUAGGUUGAGACAGAAGGAUGUAAAGGAAAGGGAUAUGAUAAAUGGGAGUUUUAGGUCCAUGUCAAGCAGGAGUGAUUCUGGUAGCAGUGAUGGUGAUGGUGGUGGAGUGAGGAGAAGUGGUGGGCUUAGUGUCAGAGCUGUUGACCGAGAGCCUAUAAAAGAAAGGGAUAUGAUGAAUGGCAGUUAUAGGUCCGGUUCAAGCAGGAGUGAUUCUGGUAGUAGUGAUGGUGAUGCUGGUGGAAUGAGGAGAAGUGGGCUUAGAGUCGGGGCUAUUGACCGAGAGCCUGGGGAAUUGUCUAGCGAGAGUGGGUCUGAUGGGGCUAUUGAGUCAGACCAGAAGACCAAGUAUGCUGCCAAUGGGAAUCAGUCUUCUGUACAGAGCAAGAAACGGAAAUAUUCUCCAAUUAUAUGGGAUAGGGAAGAUAAGGAAGUGAAUAGAAUGUCAAAGAGUAGAAAUUCACCAGUAGCUGCUAAGCUACCUCCUCCGCCUCCAUUGCCAAAGUCAUCUGGCCAGUUGGCUAAUUUCCCCUCGGAAAGGGUUGAGCAGGUCUCUCUGUUGAACACUAAUAAUGUUCACAUUAUAGAGCCAUCCCCAAGUAAUACAAAUACAGCACUUGGUUUACUUAUGGAUGCAUCUCAUGAAUCCCCAGUUGACAUAUGUUCUCCACCUGUUGAUGAGAAGCAAUUGCCCAGUCAGGAAGCCAGGAAAGUAGAAGAUGAGGAAUAUGUGCCCGUGCCGACUAUAAGAUCAUCUCGAUGGGCAACUGAUGCUGACUCUCCAGCUGAUGAAGGUGAGAUUUCAGGUGAUGAUAUGCUCCUACUGAAGAAGCGACGAGCAGUUCCCCACUUGGCCGAAAUCGGUGGACGCAGGAAAUCACUAACUCCUGAAUAUGAGGAGCUCAAGAGAGAAAGCUCUGGAGGAAAUAGAACGAGGUCUUCAGACUCUGAUGAACAUAUUAGGUCUUGCAGCAGAGAGAGUUACCAGGGCAAUGAAUUAGAUAAGAAUGGCCCAAUGGAUGUGGAUAAGGACCGCAAUUAUGAUGGGGCUAGUGUUAGCCAGUCAGAUACAGAAUCUGAAGAUGAACAUGAUUCUCGUGGUACACCGGAGGCUGCGCUUCCUCCACAAAGGAGCGUAAACAUGCUGCAGGGGUGUAGAAGUGUCGAUGAAUUCGAGCGGCUUAACAGGAUAGAUGAAGGCACUUAUGGGGUUGUUUAUCGAGCUAAAGAUAAGAAGACGGGAGAAAUUGUUGCACUAAAGAAGGUUAAGAUGGAGAAGGAACGAGAAGGAUUCCCCCUAACAUCUCUCAGGGAGAUUAACAUUCUUCUUUCUCUUCAUCACCCCUCAAUUGUAGAUGUCAAAGAAGUAGUUGUUGGAAGCAGUCUUGACAGUAUUUUUAUGGUGAUGGAGUACAUGGAACAUGAUCUGAAGGCAUUGAUGGAGACAAUGAAAAAACCAUUUACCCAAAGUGAAGUCAAAUGUCUUAUGCUCCAGCUUUUGCAUGGUGUCAAGUAUCUUCAUGAUAAUUGGGUCCUUCACCGAGAUUUGAAGACUUCAAAUUUGCUUCUGAACAACCAAGGUGAGUUGAAGAUUUGUGACUUUGGUUUAGCUCGUCAAUAUGGGAGCCCCUUGAAACCAUACACUCAUUUGGUGGUUACUUUGUGGUACAGGGCGCCAGAACUUCUGUUGGGAGCCAAGCAAUAUUCUACUGCAAUUGACAUGUGGUCACUGGGUUGUAUUAUGGCCGAGAUGCUAUGCAAAGAACCACUCUUCAAUGGGAAAACAGAAGUUGAUCAAAUUGACAAGAUAUUCAGAAUUCUUGGCACCCCUAAUGAGAUGAUUUGGCCAGGGUUUUCCAAGCUUCCUGGGGUGAAGGUCAACUUUGUAAAGCAUCAGUUUAAUAAUUUAAGAAAUAAAUUUCAAAGCCCUACAACAUCUUACAUGGGAAAACCAGACCUAUCAGAGUCUGGCCUUGACCUGUUGAAUAAGCUUUUGACUUAUGAUCCUGCGAAGAGGAUAUCUGCCGAUGCUGCUUUGAACCAUGAGUGGUUUCGUGAAGUUCCUCUCCCCAAGUCUAAAGAAUUCAUGCCUACUUUCCCUGCACAGCAUGCACAAGAUAGGCGUGUGCGAAGAGUAAUGAAGAGUCCAGAUCCUCUUGAGGAGCAGCGAAGAAAGGAACUGAAGCAAGGGGUGUUGGGAACUGGUGGAUUGUUUGGCUAAGAUAAGUGAAUAGUGCUCAGUAACUGUUUGAGUUUUGCUUUCUGUAAUACUCAUGGGUUGACGUGGUUUGAGGCUAGAGCAAUGCACUUAUAGGAAGUUGCAAAAAUUGUUUGCUAGACGAUCAGUUCAGCUGUUUUUUAGCAGGCUUAUCUGACAAUUAGAUCAAGAAACAAUUCUUUUGGCUAUGCGUUAUCAGAUCUGUUGCAGGUUGACCUACUUGGCUCUGGUGUCUUGUCAAAAUCUCUGGGCCUGCUUGCAUGGCAUGGGUGGCAUAGUGAGCUUACCUGUUAAGGAACAGUUUCAAUUGAAACUCGUGUGUGUAACAUAUUACCCAUUGGCAGUGUAAACAAUGAUCUUGAAAUUGAUUUUGUUAAAACAUAUGGAUUGGUUUCGUAUUUCUAGUAUGCCGAUUUUAAUUUUCAUAUUCUGUUUGCAAGAAAUGGUGGUGUAAAGCUGAUGGGGAAUUCUUAGCUUUUUCAUUGAUGAAGAAUUUCAAUGAAACUAUAGCACAUAUGAAGGUAAUUAUUGGACCUGAAUACAUGGAUUGUAAUCAAGGAUGACAUAUAUGCUUUCCCGUCAACAUUGAAUGUUUUACUGCUCUCCAUGUUCUCAGCUUUGACUCCUGAUUAUUAUGUACUUCCAUGCUUUUCUUCUGGCCCUUUCCAUCUGCAUGGGCUGCUUGCGCAUCAUUGUCUGUAUCACAAUGGGUUAGGGCACAUGAAUAUCACAUGGGGAUUAGGACACGUAAAUAUUACAUGGGGAUUAGGGCACAUAAAUAUCACAUGGUCCAUUGUUUUUUGGGACAACCCUUAGUAGUGAAUUACUACAUAUUUCUGUACACGUCUUAGUGAUGUCAUUCAAAUGUGAUGUGAAGUCAUGAUGACAUUUUCGAAGUCGCUUAAAGGUUAUAUGGUGAUAUUAUGAAUAAGCUGCACGAUUAUUUUUUUAUAUGUAUGAUUUGUUUCAGAAUCAUCUCAUGUUUUAGGGACCAACUACAGUUACCUCUCUUAUCUACAUGGGGUUCUGAAGUUACUGCUAGGUGGAAUGCUGAUAAUGGAAGUUAACCAUGGAUGACAUUAUUACAUAAGAUUUUGGUUUAAGUUGUUUCUUUCAAUAUGCUGUACUUAGGCUGAAAGACCAACCAUUUUCUUUGGCUGAAAGCGUUACCCGCUUUCUUUUAAACAAAGUUUUGUCAAGCAAGAUGAAACAAGGCCUGAUCUUGAAAGUACUAAUGACUUUGUUACAUGAAAUUUAUUUUAUAUUUUCUCCGUUUGGAAGGAAAUGUCGAUUCAUUUUUCUUGCUACGACACUAUCUAAAUAGCGAGUUCAUUCCUUGAAGCAUUUGUUUUCCUUUAGCAUGAUUCCAUAUAUAGGUAGUGCCUUGUAUGUUGCUUCCAUUCUUUGUUUCUUUGACUUUUGUAUUACGAUUUAUUCUAUUUCAUUUUUGAGAACAUGGAAAUCCAUAUUCCUUCUGGCUUGCAUGCCAGGCAACGGGUCUACAUUUUUGGUUUCUUUUGUAUUUUAUGUUGGGAAAUAUUUCAGUUUUUGAUGUAGAAUUAAAAUCUAUAAAUGUCACUGCAGUAUCAAGGAAAGCAGGUUGAGGAGCUUAUCUACAACCUGGCAUACAUAGAAUUUCAAAUUUAUUUUCCAUACUUCAGAUAUCGUAUUCUCUGCUCAAGCCAGUAAAGGUACUUACUGCCUCAUCUGCUAGAGAUGUACAAAUUUUAAGUUUUGAUAUCUUUUGCAUUCUUUUUUAGAUGGGGGAUUCUUAUUUUGAGCCUAUAAUUGGUCUGGCUGCAUUGAUUUUUGAUACUUCCUUUCAAAUCUUCUGUAUGUGGAAAGAUGACAAAUUGUUUUGCUGUUACCAUCUUCCUCUUACAUUCUUUAAGAGGCAAACUGGGUAUUUCUUGGUUUGUUGCAACAUGGAUUUCUGUAAGUUGAUUAAUACCAGGAGGAGCUAAGUGUUAUAUCUCCACCCCUGUUGAUUAAUUUUUAUUUUGUGUUCUGGUGGCAUUAUAAACCCUAUUUGGUUUGUAAUCCAAACUGCAAAGCUGUCAUUCUUUCAACUGUCCCUCUGCAAAAGAGAUGUAUAAACUCUUGGCCUUGAAUCUUUGCAACUGGGAGAAGUCUUGACAUUUUCAUUUGUUUAAUUUUAGUAACUUGCAUUGAGUCUUGAAAUUUCACUUAGCGACUCUUCUCUUUCUUGUAAUGAUAUUUAUUUUUGAUGGAGGGUGUGGUGAAGACCCUGAUUGUGACACUCAACUUUUUUUUAAAACCAUAACCCCCACCCACUCCCUCGAAUUGUUCAGACCAGAAAGAGCAGGUGAACCUGGUUGCAAAUGCCUUCCAGAAGGGGCUGGAAAUAGAAGAGUAAAGGCUUGUAACCACGUUUGGUCAUAUUUUUUCCUAUGAAUUGGGGUUUGAGGCAGGAACAUUAGAUUCAUAAGCCUGGAAGCUCAUCUACUAGCAGCAGGGAAGUGGGUGGGACAUAUUUCAAGGAAAUAGAUCUGUAACCAGUCCAGACUAGGGAUAAAUUGAUAGUUUUGUAGCUACUUGAAGUGAUUCUGUUAUUCUGGAAUGUUUUAAGGGCUAUGAAAUGGGAGAUGGAUGUUCAACAGUGGUGCUUGAAAGACAUGCAAAUAAAUAGCAGUUAAAAUAUUUUACUGGGUACUGUUACACUUGGUCUUUGAUAGUCAUCUCUACUUGAUUUUGUGGAGGUUCUUUCUUGCAUGUUUUGGUCACUGUUGUCUGCAGAAGUUCAGAAUUAGAGAAGGAGAAGAAAGGAGAGCUGUAGAGAGGCAAGAUGAAUAUGGCUGAUAGCACACACUCCUUGAAGAGGAAAAAUCGACGGAGUUGGUAUCGAUCAUAAAUGUUGCACCAAGUUAACAGAAUGUAGAACACAUUUGCAGUGUUGUGCUUCAAGUCUCUUUAUGUAGUGGCUGUUGCUGUUGUCAACCCACGCUUCACACUUCUGACCUACUGUUAAGUAAUCCAUAUUUUAUUUAACCAAAACUUGAACCUAUUUCUGCUAGUACCAUCUUGUAAAUUAGGCAGUAAACAUUGAUAACAGAAGCAGUUUAGUCGAGAUGAAGACGACGUUAUCUGUGUGGCAGGUGAAAAAAAACAAAAAACACAUAUUACCUUGAAUUACUCCUUGUGCGUUUUAUGAAGGAGAUGAUGCAUAUGUCUAAAAGAUUAUCAUAUAAAAGAGGGUUUAUGAAGGAGAUGAUGCAUGGCUAGAAGAUUAUCAUAUAAAGGGUAGCAUGGCCAAUGCUGCUUGACAGGUGGAGAAAUGUACAAAGUACACGUAGAAUGGACAUCAUUAUCUUCAAAUGUCAUAUUGAAUUUUUUACGAAUAUCA